Molecule: messenger RNA, 1632 nt
Organism: Camellia sinensis
Lineage: Eukaryota; Viridiplantae; Streptophyta; Magnoliopsida; Ericales; Theaceae
Source: RefSeq, a predicted model, not a curated record
AUGAAAUUCGUUUUCGACAUCAAAGAUGAAUUGCUCAUUUGGGUACGUGAUAUUGGAAGGACAAAUGGCUUUGUUAUUGUUAUAAGGACGUCGGAUUAUGGUGGCGGUCGCAAGAGACAAAGAAUUUAUCUUGCUUGUGAGCGGAGUGGAAAGUAUAGAUCGCGUAAAAAGUUGAAAGAUGACUCAAAAGACUUACUGAAACAAACUGGUACGAAGAAGUGCAAAUGUCCAUUUGAUUUGAACGUAUACAAGUUGAAAACAAACGAUAAAUGGAUAUUGAAUAUAGUUUGUGGACUGCAUAAUCAUCUAGCUACGGAACAUCUCCAAGGACAUUCAUAUACAGGGAGAUUGUCAGCUAAUGAAAAGUCGCUGUUAGUAGAUAUGUCAAAGAGCCUAGUAAGACCAAAAGAGAUACACAUUACACUCAAACAGAGGGAUGCCCUUAAUAUGAGCACAAUGAAGACAGUUUACAAUGUACGACAUCGAUAUAGGGUUCUGCAGGAAGCUGGUAGAUCCCAGAUGCAACAACUGCUAGGUGAAUUAGUGAAACAUAAGUACAUUGAGCGUCAUCGAUGUGAGGAAGGCUCUAUGACUGUCACAGACUUGUUUUGGGCAUAUCUAGUGAGUUUGGAUUUGCUUCGUACAUUCCCUCGUGCGUUGAUUAUGGAUUGCACAUAUAAGACGAAUAGAUAUCAAAUUCCUCUUCUUGAAAUUGUGGGAGUAACAUUAACUCAUAUGACAUUCUCCGUAGCUAUCUCAUACUUGCAAAUUGAGGUUGAGAGUGCUCAUGCCAGAUUGAAGAGGCAAUUAGGUUCAAGUCAAACGACAUUUGAGAUUUCAUUUGAAAAAAUACAUUGUCUACUUGAGUUGCAGCACAUUCAAGUUAAAGCAUCAUUCGAGAAGAAGAGUGAGAGAGCAAAUUUAGUUGGAGUUGAUGUUGCGGCAUGUGGGUGUGUUCUUAGGCACACACAUGGUUUAUCUUGUGCUCACGAGAUUGCAGAUUACAUGAGACAAGGCCAUUCUAUUCCACUCAGUAACAUACAUGUACAUUGGACGCGACUUACUAUAUGUGUGCAUAAUCUGAAGGUUGAGAAAUUGGAAUUGUCUUGUAUCGUAGAACUUGAGAUGAUUUUGAAGCGGUUCAAUGAGUCUGCUAUUGCCACGCAAUUGGGUAUGUUGAAGAAGUUGAGGGAAAUUGCAAAUCCAGCGAGCACUUUUGUUAUUAAGCCUGUUGUGAAACCUAAUCCACAUCGAGGACAUAAGAAAAUUGAUACAUCUUGUCGUCGUAACCUGUGUGCAUUUGAGUUGGUUGACGAUGGCCAUGAUAGCCAGAGCACAUUAGCUUACAGUCAGUCAAAGAAAAAGAGAGCUUUGAAAGUGUUUGAUAAGAAGCAGAAAGUGAAGACAAAGACAUAUCGUAAAAGAACAAGUUUACCGAGUGCAUAUGCUGGUGACUUCCUGCCUAUGUUAAUACCAUUCAUAAAGUUGAUGAAGGAUGUAGAUGGUGAAGAGAAUUGUGGUUUUAGAGCUAUUGCGGGUUUACUUGGUCUUGGAGAGAAUGACUGGGUGCAAGUUAGGCGUGAUCUGCUACUUGAAUUGAAUAAUUAUAGAGAUGAAUAUGUCAUACGAUAA